Molecule: messenger RNA, 1042 nt
Organism: Fragaria vesca subsp. vesca
Lineage: Eukaryota; Viridiplantae; Streptophyta; Magnoliopsida; Rosales; Rosaceae
Exons: 8
Coding region: 133-747 (204 amino acids)
Source: RefSeq, a predicted model, not a curated record
AUGCCCCUUUUCUCAAAUUAGUGUCUUUUACAGCAGAGGAGGUCAUAUUCGUAAAUUCACUGGCAGAGUCUGGAAGCAUUUCCUGCACCUGAGAAACAAGAGCAACGAACUUGUUUUCCGAACUUGAAGGAAAUGGCAAGCGCUCUCUUGUCAUCUCCUUGUUUUCUCUCUCCAAAACAUAAAGAACUUGGUGGGUUUGUUAGCAGCUUCAGGAGUCUUGGUAAUGGCAAUCUGUUACAUGAUCAUAGUUUGCUGAGGAAAAAGUAUGGUGGCUCACUUGUGGUGACCUCAGUGUCUGGAAGGAAAGUCAAGACCACCAGAGAGACUGUGAUACCUGAGCCAGAUUACCGGAUUCCAAUUGUGCUACUUGGUCUAUCUGGUGGAUUAGCUUAUACAAACAAUCUUUUACCAGCUGCGCCUGUUGGUCUCCUUGGAUUACUCUUAUUGUUUCAGACUACUAGAGUUAGAUUUGUCUUCGAUGAGGAGGCUCUGGAAGUAAAAGUAGGGGAGGAGCUUGAGAAUUCGGGUGAGAAUGUCUUCGUGGGUGGUAAAAACCGUUGGAAAUACUCAUCAUUUGUGAACUGGGAGCUUUGGUGGCCAAAUUUUCCCAUUCUGGUAUAUUUCAAAGAGACUCAAACAAAGCCAGAAGGACAAGUCCACUUCUUUCCUGUGAUAUUUAAUGGGAAGCAACUGUAUGAUAUCAUGGUGGAGAGAGCUGGCCCUUCCCAAACCAGUGGGCCAAAAUAAUCUUCAUGGCUGGAGCAUUGCGGUUACAGCUGCUGAAUUGUGGUUCUGAUAGGAAAGACACUACCCUUUUGAGGCAUGCACAUAUCAGUAACUAGAAUGCUAUUUGCAUUGAUAGGGUUCAACAAUUGGGGUUCUAUAUUCUGGAAUUCACAUGUUUACGGUUCCUUCAUGCAGGUGACAGCAUGCUUUUUUCGUCAACUCAAAUUUAGCAUACCUUACUCCUGUGACAGUCACCAGCUCAUACUUUACCCGUAUUCUUUUGAAUAUUCAGUUCUAUAAGAUACCUGUAUAUGAU